AUGUUGAAGUUCAAAUACGGUGUUCGUAGUCCCAUGGAGAUGGGCCCCAUGGAGCCUGUAGCCAGCCGUGCUUCACGGCUGAACCUGCUCUUUCAGGGGAAGCCACUCUUUGUGACUCAACAGCAGAUGUCUCCUCUCUCUCGGGAAGGCAUCCUUGAUUCCUUACUCGUUCUUUUUGAAGAAUGCAGCAAUCCUUCUUUAAUGAAAAUUAAAUAUGUAGGCAAUUUUGUAAAGAAAUAUACUGAGACAAUAGCUGAACUGAGGGAAUUGCAACCCAGUGCAAAGGAUUUUGAAGUCAAGAGUCUGGUGGGAUGUGGUCACUUUGCAGAAGUACAAGUAGUGAGAGAGAGAGCGACUGGUGAUGUCUAUGCCAUGAAAGUGAUGAGCAAGCAGUCCUUGUUGCUACAAGAAAAUGUGUCAUUUUUUGAAGAGGAACGGAGUAUAUUAUCUCGGAACAUCAGUCCCUGGAUUCCACAGUUACAAUAUGCGUUUCAGGACAAGAACCACCUCUACUUAGUUAUGGAAUAUUUGCCUGGAGGGGACUUGCUGUCACUCUUAAACAGAUAUGAGGACCAAUUAGAUGAAAGUACGGUACAAUUUUAUCUAGCAGAGCUCAUUUUGGCUAUUCACAGUGUCCAUCAGAUGGGUUAUGUACACAGAGAUAUCAAACCUGAGAAUGUUCUCAUUGACCGGACAGGACACAUUAAAUUGGUGGACUUUGGGUCGGCUGCCAAAAUGACAGUGAACAAAAUGGUUAAUGCCAAACUGCCUGUUGGUACCCCAGAUUACAUGGCACCAGAAGUGUUAACAGUGCUGAAUGGGGAUGGCAAGGCUUUGUAUGGUCCUGAGUGUGACUGGUGGUCUUUGGGAGUCAUUGCAUAUGAAAUGAUUUAUGGGAAAUCUCCAUUCACUGAAGGCACUUCAGCCAAAACCUUCAAUAAUAUCAUGAACUUCCAGAGAUUUCUGAAGUUUCCAGAGGAUGUAAAAGUCAGUAAUGAAUUUCUUGAUCUGAUCCAGAGUCUGCUCUGUGGGCAGAAAGAGAGACUAGGUUACGAGGGGCUCUGCUGCCAUCCAUUUUUCUCUAAAAUUGACUGGAAUAACAUCCGCAAUUCUCCUCCCCCCUUCGUUCCUACCCUCAAGUCUGAUGAUGACACCUCAAAUUUUGAUGAACCAGAGAAGAAUUCGCGGGUUUUAUCCUCUCCGCGCCAGUUGAACCCAGCAGGUUUUUCUGGUGAAGAUUUGCCAUUUGUAGGGUUUUCAUUUAUCAAGACACUGGGGAUCCUCAGGUCAGAGUCCGUUGUUCCGAGUUUGGACUCUCCAGCCAAAAUCAGCUCCAUGGAAAAGAAACUCCUUCUCAAGAGCAAAGAGCUCCAAGACACCCAGGACAAGUGUCAUAAGAUGGAGCAGGAAAUGACGCGAUUGCACCGGAGAGUGUCAGAGGUGGAGGCUGUACUUAGCCAAAAGGAGGUGGAACUGAAAGCCUCUGAGACCCAGCGAUCCCUCCUGGAGCAAGAUCUGGCUACCUACAUCACAGAAUGCAGUAGCUUAAAGCGAAGCCUGGAACAGGCACGGAUGGAGGUGUCUCAGGAGGAUGAUAAGGCGCUACAGCUUCUUCAUGAUAUAAGAGAGCAGAGCCGAAAACUGCAGGAGAUCAAAGAACAGGAGUAUCAAGCCCAGGUAGAAGAGAUGAGGUUGAUGAUGAAUCAGUUAGAAGAGGAUCUUAUUUCAGCUCGCAGACGUAGUGAUCUCUAUGAAUCAGAGUUGAGAGAGUCGCGAUUGGCAGCGGAAGAAUUCAAACGUAAAGCUACAGAAUGUCACAACAAGCUACAGAAGUUACAGGCUAAAGACCAAGGAAAAGCUGAAGCAGGAGAGCUGUAUACCAAACUGGAGAAGAUCAAUGCAGAACAGCAGGGCAAAAUCCAGGAACUACAAGAGAAGCUGACAAAGGCUGUGAAAGCCAGCUCUGAGGCAACUGAACUCCUUCAGAAUAUCCGUCAGGCAAAGGAGAGAGCAGAGAAGGAGUUGGAGAAACUGCAGAAUCGCGAAGACUCUAAUGAAAGCAUGAAAAAGAAAUUGCUUGAAGCAGAGGAGCGCCGCCAUUCUCUGGAGAAUCAAGUGAAGAGGCUAGAGACUGUGGAACGCAGGGAAAACCGACUGAAGGAAGAUAUUCAGACAAAGUCUCAGCAGAUUCAACAGAUGGCAGAAAAAAUUCUGGAGCUGGAAGAGAAGCAUCGUGAGGCACAAAUUGCAGCACAGCAUCUGGAGUUGCAGUUAAAACAAAAAGAGCAGUUCUAUGAAGAAAAACUCAAAGUGCUGGAAAAUCAGAUGAAAAAAGAUCUUGCUGAUAAAGAGGCACUUGAGAAUAUACUACGAAGACAUGAAGAAGAAGCACGUGAGAAGUGCAAACUCUUGGCUGAACAGAAGGCGAUGAUCAAUGCCAUGGAUUCGAAGAUUAGGUCACUGGAGCAAAGAAUAGUGGAAUUGUCUGAAGCUAAUAAGCUUGCAGCAAAUAGCAGCCUUUUUACACAGAGAAACAUGAAAGCCCAGGAGGAGAUGAUUUCAGAGCUCAGACAGCAGAAAUUCUACCUGGAAACACAGGCUGGGAAGUUAGAGGCCCAGAAUCGAAAACUGGAAGAACAGUUGGAAAAGAUCAAUCAUCAGGAACAUACUGACAAGAACCGUCUGUUGGAGUUAGAGACUAGAUUGAGAGAGGUGAGUUUAGAGCAUGAAGAACAAAAGUUGGAAUUGAAACGACAGUUAACUGAGCUGCAGCUGACCCUCCAGGAGAGAGAAUCUCAAAUUUCAGGGCUGCAGGCUGCACGGACAGCCCUAGAGAAUCAACUCCGUGAAGCUAAAACUGAACUAGAGGAGACUACAGCUGAAGCAGAAGAGGAGAUUCAAGCUCUCACGGCACAUAGAGAUGAAAUCCAGCGUAAAUUUGAAGCCCUUCGUAAUAGCUGCACAGUCAUUACAGACUUGGAAGAGCAGCUGAAUCAGCUGAGUGAAGACAAUGCAGAAUUGAACAAUCAGAAUUUCUUCCUGUCCAAGCAGCUUGAUGAGGCCUCUGGGGCCAGUGAUGAGGUUGUCCAGCUGCGAAGUGAAGUUGACCAUCUUCGUCGAGAGAUCACGGAAAGGGAAAUGCAGCUUACCAGUCAGAAACAAACGAUGGAGGCCUUGAAGACAACAUGUACAAUGUUGGAAGAGCAAGUGAUGGACUUGGAGGCCUUGAAUGAUGAACUUCUUGAAAAGGAACGUCAGUGGGAAGCAUGGAGAAAUGUUUUAGGGGAUGAAAAGUCUCAAUUUGAAUGCCGGGUUCGAGAAUUACAGAGAAUGUUAGAUACAGAGAAACAGAGCAGAGUCCGAGCAGAUCAACGUAUUACUGAAUCCCGCCAGGUGGUAGAACUAGCUGUUAAAGAACAUAAGGCGGAGAUUCUAGCUCUCCAACAAGCACUGAAGGAACAAAAACUCAAAGCUGAGAGUCUCUCUGACAAGCUCAAUGACUUGGAGAAGAAACAUGCCAUGCUGGAGAUGAACGCUCGCAGUUUGCAACAGAAGCUUGAGACAGAGCGGGAACUCAAACAGAGGCUUCUGGAGGAACAGGCAAAGCUGCAGCAGCAAAUGGAUCUGCAAAAAAACCACAUCUUCCGCCUCACUCAAGGUCUGCAGGAGGCUCUGGAUCGAGCUGAUCUUCUGAAGACUGAAAGGAGUGACCUGGAAUAUCAACUAGAAAACAUUCAGGUUCUCUAUUCCCAUGAAAAGGUGAAAAUGGAAGGCACUAUUUCUCAACAAACCAAACUCAUUGACUUUUUGCAAGCAAAGAUGGAUCAGCCAGCCAAAAAGAAGAAGGGCCUGUUUAGUCGGCGGAAAGAGGACCCUUCUUUACCCACACAGGUUCCUCUGCAGUACAAUGAGCUGAAAGUGGCACUGGAGAAGGAGAAGGCUCGUUCCGCUGAGCUGGAGGAAGCUCUACAGAAAACACGCAUUGAACUCAGAUCUGCUCGAGAAGAAGCUGCUCAUCGGAAAAUAACAGACCACCCUCAUCCAUCCACUCCAGCCACGGCUAGGCAGCAGAUCAUCAUGUCUGCCAUUGUCCGCUCACCAGAGCAUCAGCCCACUCCCAUCAGCCUGCUAGCUCCACCCUCAAGUCGCAGAAAAGAGUCCUCCACACCAGAGGAAUUCAGUCGGCGUUUGAAAGAACGAAUGCAUCACAAUAUCCCUCACCGCUUCAAUGUGGGGCUAAAUAUGAGGGCAACAAAAUGUGCAGUAUGUCUGGAUACUGUGCACUUUGGACGUCAAGCAUCAAAAUGCCUUGAAUGCCAGGUGAUGUGUCACCCAAAGUGCUCAACCUGUUUGCCAGCCACAUGUGGAUUGCCUGCAGAGUAUGCCACACACUUUUCUGAAGCCUUCUGCCGAGAUAAAAUGAACUCUCCAGGGCUGCAGCUGAAGGAGCCGGGAAGCAGUUUACGUCUGGAAGGAUGGAUGAAGGUUCCAAGGAAUAAUAAGCGUGGGCAGCAGGGCUGGGACAGAAAAUACAUUGUCCUGGAAGGAACCAAAGUGCUUAUUUAUGAUGCAGAGGCAAGAGAAGCUGGACAGAGGCCUGUGGAAGAGUUUGAGCUGUGCCUUCCUGAUGGAGAUGUAACUGUUCAUGGUGCUGUAGGAGCUACUGAACUUACAAACACUGCAAAGACAGAUGUGCCAUAUGUACUAAAAUUGGAGUCACAUCCACACACCACAUGCUGGCCUGGUAGAACCCUCUACCUACUAGCACCCAGUUUCCCUGAUAAGCAGCGGUGGGUGACAGCGUUGGAGUCAAUAGUGGCAGGAGGGAGAGUUUCUAGGGAAAAAGCCGAGGCUGAUGCUAAACUGCUUGGAAACUCUCUAUUGAAGCUAGAGGGGGAAGACCGCCUGGAUAUAAAUUGCACAAUGCCCUUCAGUGACCAGGUAGUACUAGUGGGUGCAGAGGAAGGUUUGUAUGCCCUGAAUGUAUUGAAAAAUUCCUUAACACACAUCCCAGGAGUUGGUGCUGUCUUUCAAAUCCAUCUCAUCAAGGAUCUGGAUAAGCUACUCAUGAUAGCAGGAGAAGAGCGGGCUCUUUGUCUUAUUGAUGUAAAGAAAGUAAAGCAGUCUCUAGCCCAGUCUCACCUCCCCGCCCAGCCUGAUAUCUCACCAAACAUCUUUGAGGCUGUCAAAGGGUGUCACCUUUUUGCUGCUGGCAAGAUUGAGAAUGGACUCUGCAUUUGUGCAGCCAUGCCCAACAAAGUGGUCAUUCUGCGCUAUAACGAGAGCCUGAGCAAGUUCUGCAUUAGGAAGGAAAUUGAAACUUCAGAGCCGUGCAGCUGUAUCCAUUUGACCAGUUACAGUAUUGUCAUUGGAACCAACAAGUUCUAUGAAAUUGAGAUGAAGCAGUAUACACUGGAGGAGUUUCUGGAUAAGAAUGACCACUCCUUAGCCUCUGCUGUAUUUGCUGCUUCCACCAACAGUUUUCCAAUCAGUAUCAUACAGGUGAACCCCACAGGGCAGAGGGAGGAAUAUUUGCUUUGUUUCCAUGAAUUUGGUGUCUUUGUGGAUUCCUAUGGAAGACGCAGUCGGACAGAUGACCUGAAAUGGAGUCGCUUGCCUUUGGCUUUUGCCUAUAGAGAACCCUAUCUGUUUGUGACCCAUUUCAAUUCCCUUGAAGUGAUUGAGAUUCAGGCACGUGCUUCUCUAGGCACUCCUGCACGAGCCCAUUUGGAGAUCCCUAAUCCUCGGUAUCUGGGGCCAGCAAUUUCAUCUGGAGCUAUUUACUUGGCCUCAUCCUACCAGGACAAAUUAAGGGUGAUUUGCUGUAAGGGAAAUCUAGUAAAGGAGUCCAACAAUGAACAUCACAGAGGAACUUCUGCUACACGCAGCUGUCCACGUCCAUUAUUUUUGAAUGACAGUAGCCCUAAUAAAAGAGGUCCCCCCACAUAUAAUGAGCACAUAACCAAGCGGGUAGCAUCAAGCCCAGGACCACCAGAAGGACCAAGCCACCCUCGAGAACCAAGCACACCACAUCGGUACCGAGAGGGAAGGACAGAGCUGCGCAGGGACAAGUCUCCUGGGCGACCGCUGGAGAGGGAGAAAUCUCCAGGCAGACUUCUGAGCACCCGCAGGGAAAGGUCCCCUGGGAGGUUGUUUGAGGAGAGCAGCAGGGGACGCAUGCCUGUGGGAGGUGCAAGAACACCACUCUCACAAGUUAACAAGGUCUGGGACCAGUCUUCAGUAUAAGUCUCAGCUAGACAAAUUUACUCCUCAUCUUGAUCUGCAGGAAAAACAAAGGAAAUGUACUGAGUAUAUGCGCUCCAUACUUCUGCCCAGUCAUCUAAACAGCAUUAUUGGGCCAGAACUGGCUCCAUGUCAGGAGACACAUGAUGCUUUCAAGGAUUGUCUGCAUCUCAGUUUAUUUCCCUGCACCUUCCUGCAGUCAUAUUUUUGCACUUUGUACUACUGUUACUCUUUCAAGCAGUUCAUGAACUUUUUGUACUUAGCUUUAGUCCAUACCAGUUCAUCAAGAAAAUCCAAUGGGAUGAGGAUCCCACCCCAAGUCUUUAAUGUGGUUAGCACCAUUUACCAGAUAAUAAAUCAUAGUUUGGAAAAAAACAAAGGUACUGGAAUUCUUGAUGGCCUUGUAAACUGGAAGGCCACAGUGACUGGUGUUUAAAAGACACUGAGACUGGGUAUUCUCUGCUGAACUGCAGAGAAUUAAUCCAGAUCAGUUUGUUCACCUGUCACUUUCCAAAACUCUUACCACAACUGCCCCAAUGCAGCUCUGUGUUCAGCUGAUUGACAGGGAAAGGGAGAUCCCCUGACUGAUUAGUCACUGUCCCCAUGUCCAAAGACAAAGUGCAUUCUUUCCAACAUACUGGGGUGUAAGACUCUUUAUCCAGGUCCUCUGCAUGGCAGUUCACUGCAUGCUGCUGCACCAUCACUCUGGCCGCUCUCUCCUUUUAGGUUGCUUUGCUAAGUAUUGUAUUGUACCUCACCUGUAAAUUAAUUGAAGCCUUUAGAGUAUGCUGCAAAAUAAUUGCCAUUAUUUACUGGGGAAUUUGGCAAAGAAAAGUUGCAAUCCUUAUUAUACGACAAGAAUCACUGUUGCUGCUUCUUGCCUUCUCAAUAUUAAACACCAUCCCAUUCAGAAAUUGUAUCACAAUCCCUACAGUCAUCUCCCCAGGACAGUGGCCAGUUUGGCUCUACCACCAAGAAAGCAUGAAAGCAGCAGUACACAAUUGUCAACUCAAAGCAAAAUCCUUCUUGCCUGUUUGGGGGCUGUAUCUUGUCGUACCAUAAGAAGUAGGAGCCAUGGCACUAGAGGAUACUUGCAAUAAACAGCUUUUGCAAUUACCCAACAUCUCACGUUUUCUUUUUUUUUUUUUUUCUUUGAAGCAAGCCAUUUAUUGCUUCAUAUUCUCCUUUGCCAUGAAUUUUAUCCCUUAUAAUUAAGGCAGAGAGCAAAUGAUUUUCAAGGCAGGUUUUGACCAUUCAGUCUGCUUUGGCAACAUUCUUAGUGAACAACCAUGUUCUCUAUAAAUGGAAAAGAGCAAAACUGCAUCCAAUUUUCCCUUUGGCCAAGUUCUAUAUCUUCCGCUUGUCCCUUGCCAGCCAGUGCUAACCUGUUCUAGACCCCCAUAAAACACAAAUGCCUUGUCAGUGUCCUUUGGCGAGUUUCAUGGAUAUUGUAUUCUGUUCUCUUGUCUGUUGGGUUAUUUUAGACCAGAUGAUUUGGCAGGAAACUUGCUGAAACUUUUGUCUCCUGGUCUGAGUAUUUUGAAAGGUCACUGAGAUCAGUCUUUAAAUCUUUGCAUCUCACGGAAAAUCUUCAUGACCUGAGAUAUGGGCUUGUCGAGUCCUGAAAGUGUAUACCUUGUGUCUUGUUUGUGAAAUGCUUCCUGCUAUAGAAAUAGCUCAAAGGACUGUAAAUAUUUACAAGAAACUUUAUAUUCGUAACAAAAGGGAAUUGAAUCAGUUUCUACUUUUUUAUUGUAAACUGUGCAUUUUUCAACACUAGCUUUUUUGUUUUAAUGGUGGUUGUGGACAGCCAUCUUCAGAUGCUGGAGGGGCCUCAGCUUAAUCCUCCCAGAGCCCAUGAAGAAAUAUUGUACCAUCAAAUUGCAAUUGAAAGCUUGUUAGCAUUAAUGAGGUUUUAGGUAUCAAAAAGUGCAGGAUUUUUUUUCUUCAUUAUCUUUUAUUAUCGACAAGCAAGGGAACCAGAGGAUCAGUUCAAGCUCCACCGGGAAAGUAUUGAACUUUGUUGUUGAACAAUAACCAAAUAAAACAAAUAAUAUUGACCGGCAUGGUGAAAUGAACGUUUCCUUCCAUGUAAAAUACCACUAAGCCAUCCUAACAGAGCAGCCAGCAGUAGGAGCUAUAUUAUCUAUAGGAGUAUAAGCUUACCAAAGAGCUAACCUUAAGAAUAUUCAGCCUUUUAGUACCCUGAGCAAGUAGCAUAAGUGACUUCAGAAAGUUAAAGCAUGUUGAUGUGAACUGAGAGGUGGGAUUUACCUUUUUUUUUUUCAUUUACUAUAGCAGCAGUCAGCUGCAAACACCUUGAGCUGAAUUCUGCCCUCAGAUACCCACCCACUGACAUUGGUAGAGAGGCAUGUGAGUAUCUGGAAGAAGAAUCUGGCCCCUGGUAAACAACUCUCAGAUUUUUGAGCCAGGAAAGCACUUUUAAUUACCAACAACAUAAUCUGAUGAUGGGUUCUGGAGCUAUCCUGGCAAUGUACCAAUAGCAAAGGGAACAGAGUUAGUUCAUUCAUCCCACCAUUUUAAUAGUCUGGUGCUGUAAUGCCUAAGAGCUGCAAUUUUUUAAAGACCAACAAAUAUAAUUCAGAUUGUACUCAAUCUGCCAAGUUACUGUACAUCUUAAUUUACACCUGGUGGGAAAACUCUCUAGAUCAGACUUAAAAUGUAAAUACAUCUAUUUUUAACAAAACCAAUUUUUACAGGGUCUGAAGUAUUCUUUCACAGGAAGAGUUUUUAAUAUGCACUGCUGCCUACAGUAACUUAAUUUGUCCUCCUACAGAUCAGUGUUUUUGGUUUUGUGCAUAUAACCGCCCCCAAUAAAGGUUUUUGUUGGAGGGUGUGGGGGAGGGUUACUAAUAGCUACUGUUACAUUUUGGUCUACAUGACAUUUUUCAUGGAAAUGCUCUACAUCAAACCAAACUGCUUGAUUUAUCUAUUGUGCCUACUAUCUGAUGUAUAUGAUGAAAUGCUGACUUGUUAAAUGUUCCUUUAUUUCUAUUUUAAUGUGCACACAGAAUACUUAUUUAAAAGUCAUUGUUUCAGUCCUAUGAUGCAUGAUCAGAAUUGUAAAACUAAAAUAAUCCAGAAACUGGUGAAGUAAAAUAUUUACUAAGCCUUUUGAUUAUCAAGAACACUGCACAAAUUCUCACUGGCUCAUUAACCCACCUUACUGCUGAAAAUAACUGGGGGCAACGAAAACUUUAUUUUGCAGUGGCUACACUGUCAUGGGUUUAUUCAAAUAGACUAAGGUUAUUGUCCCGAAGUGAAUGUAACAAGGAGCUGUGCAUCUACCUAAAACUGUAGCCUCCUAGCAACAGCCAAAAAUAAACAUAACAGUACAGAUUGUGAGCUGUGGGUGGGAGAAUAUAAAGUAGCAGCUAAUAAAUCCAACUCUUCACCCAGCUUUGGUCUUUGGAGGAAUUUCAUUCUUCCAGUAACUGAACAGAAUGCGAUUAACCCGAUUCAUUCACCUAGUGUAGGAAACUAACAGAAGAAAACCCACCAAAGCAAGGCCUCCCUGGCUUCUCCCCUCAAAGGAGAGAACAAACAUCUGGUGGAUUAAUUACAUUACUCAUGGCACUGGGGUGGUACAAAACCCCAUAUUAAAUAGAAUCCAAUUCUUUAACAAGGACUGAAUUUGGCAGGACACUUGUGGGUUUUUUGUAGUUAAACACCUGGUUGCUGUGAUGUUUUGGAACUUUUGUGCGUGGUUGGAGUAGUCAUGCGUGCAGCACAUUCCCUGAGUGACAUUUCAGGUAGUGCUGUUGCUUUCCAAAAGGUCAAAACUAAAGAACACAGCAUGUUGUCAAAUAAAGUGUGAAUCACUCCUCAGUGUACAGCUUCAAUGCUUAAGAUGAGUUUGAAUCAAACCUCCUGUUCUGUUAGAGUGCACCCAGUACUACUGGAAUGCUGUGCAGUAUGAUCUCUUUCAUUAUGCCUUAUGAGUUGGUGCAGGUAUUGUCAUUUGCUUGUCAAAGACAAGUCUUGCCUAUAUAAAGCAUACACUAGAUUUUGGGCGUUUUGCAUUUCACCUGUUUGGUGGAUAGAAUGACUGACCUGUACUGACAGUUUAAUAGCAUUGUCCUGCAGCUGAGCUGGGGGAGACACCGGUUUAGAGUCCCUGGACAAGAGCUGAAUUUUGC
Molecule: messenger RNA, 10403 nt
Organism: Alligator sinensis (Chinese alligator)
Lineage: Eukaryota; Metazoa; Chordata; Crocodylia; Alligatoridae
Gene: CIT
Product: citron rho-interacting serine/threonine kinase
Exons: 47
Coding region: 1-6246 (2081 amino acids)
Biological process (GO): peptidyl-threonine phosphorylation; actomyosin structure organization; mitotic cytokinesis
Cellular component (GO): cytoplasm; cytoskeleton
Molecular function (GO): protein serine/threonine kinase activity; ATP binding
Source: RefSeq, a predicted model, not a curated record